Messenger RNA from Tauraco erythrolophus (red-crested turaco), 1260 nucleotides. The record is from RefSeq and is a predicted model, not a curated record. Lineage: Eukaryota; Metazoa; Chordata; Aves; Musophagiformes; Musophagidae.
AUGGUGGUGAGGAAGUACGUGUCCUCCCCCUCUUCCAGCGGCAAAGCCGCUCCUCGGAAAGCUGCUGUAAGAGAUGCUAAAAACCUAGUUCCUAUGGAUCCUAAUGGCUUGUCAGAUCCCUACGUGAAGCUUAAACUAAUCCCUGACCCCAAAAACGAAAGCAAACAGAAGACCAAAACCAUCAAGUGCUCCCUGAAUCCUGAGUGGAACGAGACGUUUAAAUUCCAACUGAAAGAGGCAGACAAAGACAGGCGGUUGUCCGUGGAGAUCUGGGACUGGGAUCUGACCAGCAGGAAGGAUUUCAUGGGCUCCUUGUCCUUCGGGAUCUCUGAGCUGCAGAAGUCGGGAGUCGAUGGAUGGUUUAAGCUGCUGAGCCAGGAGGAGGGGGAGUAUUUCAACGUCCCGGUGCCUCCUGAGGGAGAAGAAGGAAACGAGGAACUGAGGCAGAAAUUUGAGAGAGCCAAGAUUGGAACAGGCUCCAAGGCUGCGGAUGAGAAGACAACAAAUGCCAUUUCUAAAUUCGACAACAACGGGAGCAGAGAUCGGAUGAAACUCUCAGAUUUCAAUUUCCUGAUGGUGCUGGGAAAAGGCAGCUUUGGGAAGGUGAUGCUGGCGGAGAGGAAGGGCACGGACGAGCUCUACGCCAUUAAGAUCUUGAAGAAGGACGUCGUUAUCCAGGACGAUGACGUAGAGUGCACAAUGGUUGAAAAACGCGUCCUGGCUCUCUCCGGGAAGCCUCCGUUCCUGACCCAGCUCCACUCCUGCUUUCAGACGAUGGAUCGCUUGUAUUUUGUGAUGGAAUACGUGAAUGGUGGGGACUUAAUGUACCAGAUCCAGCAGGUUGGGAGGUUUAAAGAGCCACAUGCUGUGUUCUACGCAGCAGAAAUAGCCAUCGGCCUCUUCUUCCUGCAGAGCAAAGGCAUCAUUUAUCGAGACCUGAAGCUGGACAACGUGAUGCUGGACAGCGAGGGGCACAUAAAGAUCGCCGACUUCGGCAUGUGCAAGGAGAACAUCUGGGACGGGGUGACCACCAAGACCUUCUGCGGCACUCCGGACUACAUUGCUCCGGAGAUAAUUGCUUAUCAGCCCUACGGGAAGUCCGUGGAUUGGUGGGCGUUUGGAGUCCUGCUCUAUGAGAUGUUAGCUGGCCAGGCUCCCUUUGAGGGAGAAGAUGAAGAUGAGCUCUUCCAGUCCAUCAUGGAGCACAACGUAGCCUACCCCAAGUCCAUGUCCAAGGAGGCGGUGGCAAUCUGCAAAGGG